AUGAUGAUUGCUAUUGGAAGAGUAGGCUUUAUGCUUCUAGGCUUUGGCUUCAUAGCUCAGAUUAGUGCGGCAGAAUUUAUUUCAUCAGGCAUCAUUAUGAGGGAUACUAACUGUGAGACUGUCAACUUUGAUCAGGGAAUGAGUAGUGUAGAAGCUAGUUUAGUUAAUACUGAUCAAGCGAUGAUGUCAAAGUUAGUGGCAGGUGUCAUUUCGUGCCUCUGCUUAACGGGUGAGAGUGGAGAUGCAUCCUUUGCCUUGAAUGAUAGGAAUUUUAGGCGGUCACUCAAGAACGCCCUGAAAUACUUUAUCAGAAACAGGGACGAUUUGCUCGAUGCUUUCAGUAGGUUUGAUGCGAUGGCUGCAGAUGUUAUGAGGAUAACAGAUCAAGACUCAAAAACACCGCAGGAAAUUGAGACAUUAGGUAUUCUUAUGGGCAACCCAACCUUCCGAGGAUUUAUGUCUCGUGUUGGUUCUGCUUUAAAAGAUUACUCAAGGGCAUCGAAUCUUUACCGACGGAGAAAUGGAUUGUCAAAAAUUGAAGACCGCAAACAAGAGUUUUCUACACUUCUGAAGCUAUUUCUCCAGAAAGAUUUAGCAGCUGAUCCUCAGAAUGAGAAAAGGGCCCGGUUGUCGUACGAAGUAUCACUUGUCGAUGAGAUCCUGGGUUCUUUUGAAGAUGAUUUAAGUCCAAAUCAACGACAAAUCGAACUAGUCAACCAAGCUUAUCAGAAAAUUUCAGAUAAUGCUCGCAACAUUUCAGCUCUGUAUCGUUUGGUGAUGACAAUACCGUCUAAUUGCAGCAGUAGUACAAUUGACGAAAUAUUUAAUUCUUUUAUUGAAGAGCUUACGCGUAUUUGCGACAGAUUCUCGGCUGAUGAUUAA
Messenger RNA from Vittaforma corneae ATCC 50505, 882 nucleotides. RefSeq lists its product as uncharacterized. The record is from RefSeq and is a predicted model, not a curated record. The coding region runs from base 1 to 882 and encodes 293 amino acids. Lineage: Eukaryota; Fungi; Microsporidia; Nosematidae. The transcript has a single exon.